CUGGGUUAAACAACACAGACGUGGUGCUUUAAGAGUGCUAUAACAGUUUCAGUGUGAUCUCCAGUCAGGGAGGUUCAGUGAUAUUUUCCACAACCGCUUCGUAAGAUUGUUUAAUUAAGGAAUGAAGUAUGUAUUCUACACUUUGGUGUACAUCACUGGUCCACAUUUUUGUCUUCAUUCAAGGCUUUCAGUCAUGGUGUCAGGCCAGCUGUCACCCCUAAGCGCAAGGUCAGAUCUGAAUUGGGAUGAUCAACAGUAUAGUUAUGUCGUGAAAACGAGAAGGCUGUCCAAAACCGACGUAUUGUACAGUAACCUGUUAGCUGCCGAAGAAAACUGGAGCAACGAUAGCUGUAUUAAGUUUGUAGAGGCAAGAGAAACCGAGGAUGCCGAGCUGAAUAUCGUACGACAUACCCGUUGUUCUCGAGACGAUGGCGAUAGUUUCAACUCGACUACCAUUUUUGUUAACGACGAGUGUGGUUCCGUGAGGGACCUAACCCAUUUCUUGGGUCACUACCUGGGCUUGAAGGAUGAACACAUGAAUGAACAUUGGAGUUCGUACCUUGAAUGGAAAAAUGACGACAGUCUCAGCCGGCCACCUAAUUACACGUAUUCUCGCAACGCUUUAUACGAUGUGACCUCCGUCAUGCAUAUCCCCUCGAGGAGUAAACAAACAAACCACAAAGCUGCUUUUCUUACGAAAAAAACGGCUCAGCGCGGAGUUCCAGGCAGGUUCCAGCAUCCAUCCUUCUACGACCUCAAAAGUUUGAUCCUUUUAUACGGCUGCAUAGGUUCCUGGUGUCUGUAUCGUGUAAUAGCACCCCGGGGCAAAUACCCUAGGGUAUUGUUUAAAGCUGCCCGCCCUGAUGGGAAACCGAAGACCUCGGUGCCCCGUUGUGAGGGCUUUUUGCUGAGUUUGACCGACAUGAGAAAUAGGGAAUAAACAGUACUUUGUGAAGACGAAAUUUUGAAUUUAACUGUGUAUGAGCCGUCGGCGAACGGAAUGGAAAUCUUCUACGAUAAGCGGAAUGAGGAUGAGUUCAUAGACCUUGAAGUCUCGAUCACCUUCCAGCCUCUGUCAGAAAGA
Macrobrachium nipponense is the source of this 1084-nucleotide messenger RNA. RefSeq lists its product as uncharacterized. Gene Ontology annotation, molecular function: metalloendopeptidase activity. NCBI's taxonomy places the organism in Eukaryota, Metazoa, Arthropoda, Malacostraca, Decapoda, Palaemonidae. Gene Ontology annotation, biological process: proteolysis. Bases 122 to 940 code for a protein of 272 amino acids. The transcript is spliced from 8 exons. The record is from RefSeq and is a predicted model, not a curated record.